UCAGAAACACAAGCAGAAAGGGAAGACGGAAAGAAAACAGGCUGCACUGUGCUGCUUCUUGUCUUUUUUUUACAACUGAACUAGAAAGGCAGAUUUAGCAGUGAGCUGAAACUGUGCUUGGCUUUUAAAGGCACAUGCAGCGUGUUAAGUAAUUGUUCCUUUGUACAUUUUUUGAAGGUGAGAGGGGCAAUAAAGAGACCUAACACCUAGUAGCCUAAAUGGCUUUACCUGAUACUGCACGUGGAUUACCUAAUGGAGGAGGCACUGGAGGAAAUUGUGCUGGAGGUAAAGCCAUGGAUAUUUUGUUCCCAGAGAUUGUGGAGCUAAAUGUUGGGGGCCAAGUUUAUGUAACCCGUCACACCACUCUUAUAGCAGUACCAGAAUCCCUUCUGUGGCGCAUGUUCUCCCAACAAAAGCCAGGGGAGUUAGCCAGAGACAGUAAGGGACGUUUCUUUCUAGACAGGGAUGGUUUUCUCUUUCGAUAUAUUUUGGAUUACUUGCGAGAUCUGCAGCUAGUACUCCCAGACUACUUUCCAGAAAGAAGCCGGCUUCAGAGAGAAGCUGAACAUUUUCAGUUGCCUGAACUUGUGAAACGUCUGAAUCCUUUGAGAGUCAGUAAGGACAGUUCAAUUGGGGGAGAAGAGCCCCCUCUGCUUCUCACCCCUGCAACCAUUCAAGAACCUGACUUAGACACAGCAGUCAUUCCAGUUUCAUCCUCCCCAGCAGCUGGUGUGCCCUCCCCAACCCUAGACCCAUACAGAUUCAACGCCGCCUCAUCUUGCAGCCCAGGCUCAGUACCACGCUUAACCCCUUCCCAAUCCUUGGAAGGCAGAAGAUCUGGCUACAUAACAGUUGGCUAUCGAGGGUCCUACACCAUAGGACGAGAGGCUCAAGCUGAUGCCAAGUUUCGGAGGGUUGCCCGCAUCACUGUCUGUGGCAAAACUUCCCUUGCCAAAGAAGUUUUUGGGGAAACCUUAAAUGAAAGCAGAGAUCCUGACAGGCCUCCUGAGAGGUACACGUCCAGGUACUAUCUGAAAUUUAACUUUCUGGAACAGGCUUUUGAUAAGCUGUCUGAAUCUGGCUUCCACAUGGUGGCAUGUAGCUCCACUGGAACUUGUGCUUUUGCCAGUAAUGACCAGAGUGAAGACAAAGUCUGGACCAGCUACACUGAAUAUGUCUUCUGCAGGGACUGAAACUGUGCCAUAGCUUGUGAGAUACACAAAGGAAAAAUGCCAACCUUUUACCAUUCUUUGUGACCUCAAUUUUUAAUGAAAAAAAAAAAAAAAGACUGCAAUACAAAUAAAGAAGCAACAGGGACUGCUAGGUCACAUUGUGAUAUAUUAACCUUAAAAUAAAUCCUUGGACUUCUGAGUAUGUGAAUACUUAAGUGCUUAUAAGUCAUAGUAAGUUUUUCCUUAGGGAUUAUUGUUUGUAUUACAUUUUAUAAUCCUACUAAAGAAAACUAUCAUUUUUUUAUGCAGGGAUAUGUGCUACAAAGUAAAUGAAUGUUAGCUUUUUAAUUCAAGGUUAUAUUUGCACAGAGAUUGCCAGUACACCUGUAGGGAGGUUGAAUAAGGCUAAUAAGAAUGUGUUUCAUAAAUGUAUCCAGAGAAAAAAAGCUUGCAGUGUCCUUUUUAAUAAAACAUGCUGUGUGCAGACAAAUAUAAAGCUGCACUACUGCAUCCAAAGUAAUUUAAUCUCCAAACAAAUAUGACUUCUUUUUCUGUACAAAGUUACCCAACUUCAAAUUAUUACCGGUAAUGCAAUAUUAUCUUCAGAAUACACUUGUUGCCAAUUAGCUUAGAACUAAAUCCAGUAUCACAGUUUCCUAAAUGAUAUAUCUGUGACAUUGUUUUCUGUCCAAUAUUAAAAAUACAAAUCAGAAUUUAAGUUUGUUACAGUCACACUGAGUUUCUUCAUUUACAGCAAAUUACAAAGUUACAUGUUCCUGGGCCCUUUUUAAACUGCUACCAUUUCCUCAGACAAAUAAUAUACAUAUAAAUGUAUGUAUAAAUUCAAAUGUCAUCAUUUUAAUUUAAAUGUAAAUGAACACAAACAUAUCAUUUUCUGUAGUGUUUUCUGUAGAAUUAUUUUGUUUUAAAACAAAUAUUACUUAGAAUAUGCUGUUAUAAUUUGGUAUUAUAGUUUCCAUGCACAUUACUUUUUUUCCAAAGAAUUAUUAGUAUCAAAAAAAUAAACUGAAAUGCACAAAUGUCUUAUUUAUAAUAUUGUUGUAAACAUAAAUGUUAGAAGAAUGAAGUAAGGAUUUGAAGAUUUGUAUAGACCUAACAUUCCCAUAAACUGGUGUGAACUUUACAAUAUAUAACAGUGUUUCUUGCCUUCUGAGAAUAGUUUACAGUAAAUACAAUAUUCCUGAAAUACAAUGUUGUUUUCCUGUAUUUACAAUAACAAGUAAAUUGAAUGAGAAACUUCUGAAAACCUAUUGGCAUAGAAAUAAGAUUUUGUUUGAAAGGUUCUACAGAGGACAAUAUACACAAAUGGCUAUUUUUUUUUAGAAAAGGCUGGAAUGGAAGCUUUUUAAAAUUCCCUUUUAUAUUCUUUAAAUUUAGCAAGUUGGAGUAAAAUAUCUCUCCAUUUAGCUUAGCUAGUAGCCCCCAAAGAAAUACACAGAAAUGGGAUAUUUAUCACAUUUGGUGAAAAGAGCAAAGAGUGAUAGAUAGCUGAUACAAUCUAUAGAAAAUAAACUGUGAUGCUGUAGGUCAUAACCUGACACUUAAAACUUUCAGCUUAUUAAUUGUUAUUUUUAUUAUCAAUUGCACAUUUGUAAAAAAUUCCAACAUACAUAACAUUUAUAUAAACAAUUAAAGACAUUAAUAUGAUAAUAAUAUAACCAAAGAUUCCCAUAGCAACAUGCAUUCAAUUAAAAUAUACUUUUUUUUUUCAAUAAUAUAAGAAUGAUGAUAAUUAAGUCAUGUACAAAGAAUAUACCAUAAGAUAUAGAAUAGCUAAAGAAGACUACAGUGUAUUGCUGAGUUUGUAUUACUUUGUGUGGUGAUACAGUUGUCUAAUAUUGUACUUUAUGGAAAUCCUUCUCCAUUCAAACCAUAGCUAUAUUUUUAUAAUUAAAUUCAGGCAAAAAUAAGUGUUCACAUAAGCAAUAAUGAUAGUAAUCCUCAGUAACAAGAAUCAGAACUAAAUAGCUUCAUUUUACCCAUUUUACUUUUUAAUUAGAGCAUUGUAAACAUGUUUUGUUAUGUCAAAUAAUAAUGCAGUGUGUGUUUGUUGUCACCAUUCAUUUAAUUAUGUUUAUUAUCUAUAUAAAGAGAAAGUCCCAGAAAAAAAACCCAGCCACCAUAAAUUUGUAAAGUUGUGUCCUCUUUACACAAUAAUAUAGAUCUAAUGACUAUCAGCCACACAUAAUCACACUUGUAAGCCUUGAAUCACUUUUCCAGUGACAGGCCAACAUUGUUCAUUGACUUUGUUGAAAGAUUCACCAAGAUUUCUUUUGAGCAAUAUUAAUACUUGUUAGUAAUUUUGCUUUCUCCAUUUUUGUGUGUGCGUGUGUCAGUUUGGAUUUCUUAACUUGUUUUAUUUCCUGUUAUGUAACAACUUGCUAAACCCUUUCACUGCUGUAGAGAGCUGAUACAAAAAUAUCAAAGCAAACAAUGGGUGAUAAUACAUUUAUUCUUUUAUCUUUUCAUUUAAUGUACCAUUAAUCUUGCUCUGUAAAUUGCAAUAUUAUUAUAUAAUGGAUGCUAGUAAUCUGAGUUACUAUUUCAAUCUAUUGUUACAUAUUAGUUUCUUUUUUUAUCAGAAAUUUAACUGCAAAAAUAAUUGUGUAGAUACACAAAAAGCAAAUUUUCCAUGUGUUAGUGCUCUGAUGUUAAGCAUAUUUAUCUAAAAACUGGCAAAAUACACAAAUAGGAUUCAGACAGUAUAGAAUUUUUAUUAUUAAGUGAGUUUUGGAGACCAUAUAUAUUUAAGAAGUAUCAGUCUUAAUUCUGUCUUAAUAGUUUUGUCAGCAUUAUCAAUAAAUGUUGAUUCUCAAAUGGGAAAAAAACUUAAACUCCUAAACUAUCUGGAUUUCUCAUAUGUGUAAUAAUAAUGCAUAUAAUUAGAAUCUCACAAACUAACAUUUUAUUUUUGUUCUGUUGCUAAUUUUAAUAAAGUAUCAAUACUUAGCAAA
Messenger RNA from Bombina bombina (fire-bellied toad), 4147 nucleotides. It is a transcript of the gene KCTD12, whose product is annotated as potassium channel tetramerization domain containing 12. The transcript has a single exon. The coding region runs from base 219 to 1193 and encodes 324 amino acids. Gene Ontology annotation, molecular function: protein binding. The record is from RefSeq and is a predicted model, not a curated record. Lineage: Eukaryota; Metazoa; Chordata; Amphibia; Anura; Bombinatoridae. Gene Ontology annotation, biological process: regulation of G protein-coupled receptor signaling pathway; protein homooligomerization. Gene Ontology annotation, cellular component: presynaptic membrane; postsynaptic membrane.